Molecule: messenger RNA, 2138 nt
Organism: Tachysurus vachellii
Lineage: Eukaryota; Metazoa; Chordata; Actinopteri; Siluriformes; Bagridae
Gene: slc3a1
Product: solute carrier family 3 member 1
Exons: 10
Coding region: 72-2090 (672 amino acids)
Biological process (GO): amino acid transport; carbohydrate metabolic process
Source: RefSeq, a predicted model, not a curated record
ACUGCAGGGUACAAAAGAGCUCGUCUUUUACGCGCAGUCUCAUUCGAUGGCGCUGAAACUCCACAAGCAAAAUGAGCUUAACCCGAGAUAACAAAAACUCCUCUGUUGAGCUAAAGGAAUAUAUCGAAAAUCCGGCUUUUCAGGAUGAUGAAGAAGAGGAAGACAACCCAAGUUCCAUUCGCGUCUCGGCGAGCGCAGAGGAAAGCGCGUACACGCAGAUCAAACCGUACGCCGGGAUGCCCAAAGAGGUCCUUCUGUUAUACUCCAGUCAAACUCGAUACCGAAUACCGAGAGAAAUCCUCUUCUGGCUGAUUAUAGCGUGCACCCUGGCGCUCAUAGCGCUCACCAUCACACUUAUAGCCCUUUCUCCAGCCUGCCUGAGCUGGUGGCAAACAUCCCCGGUGUAUCAGAUCUACCCCCGAUCAUUUAAAGACUCCGACGGAGACGGUGUCGGAGACCUCAACGGCAUCAAAGAAAAACUGAGCCAUUUCCAGUACUUAAAUGUCAAAGCAAUCUGGAUCAGUCCUUUCUAUAAGUCUCCCAUGAAGGAUUUUGGCUACGAUGUAGAAGACUUCAGAGAUAUCGAUCCUCUCUUUGGAACCAUGGCGGACUUUGAGGACCUGCUGUCCAGCAUGCAUAGCAUGGGUCUGAAACUGAUCAUGGACUACAUUCCCAACCACACUAGUGAUAAGCACGUCUGGUUCCAGCUAAGCCGUAACCGCACCGAAUACUAUUCUGACUUCUACAUCUGGGUGAACUGCACCGAGGACAGACCGCCUAAUAACUGGGUGAGUGUGUUUGGGAACUCCAGCUGGACGUAUGACCCGGUUCGUGGACAGUGCUACCUCCAUCAGUUCCUCAAAGAGCAGCCAGAUCUCAACUUCCGUAACCCCGACGUCGUGAAGGAGAUGACGGAUGUAAUCCAUUUCUGGUUAAAGAAGGGGGUGGAUGGGUUUCGCAUGGAUGCUGUCAAGCACAUGCUUGAAGCGACGCAUUUGAGGAACGAACCCCAGGUUGAUCCUGAACAACCUCCUGAUACUGUGGAUACAGAAUUUGAGUUGUACCAUGACUAUACAUACACGCAGGUAGGCCUGCAUGACAUCCUCCGAAGCUGGAGAGUAAACAUGGACGAUUACAGCAGAGAGCCAGGACGCUAUCGAUUUAUGGUGAUAGAAUCCUAUGACUAUGAAGAAAUUGACAAAACCAUGAUGUACUACGGAACGCAUUUUGUUAAAGAGGCUGAUUUCCCCUUUAACUUUUAUCUUCUGGACCUCCCCGAUGGUCUGUCUGGAUCAAGAGCAAAGGAACUGGUUGAACAUUGGAUGUCAAACAUGCCCAAGGGGAAAUGGCCAAACUGGGUGGUAGGGAAUCACGACAAGCCGCGCAUGAGCUCCAGAGCUGGUCAGGAUUAUGUUCGUGUCGUCAACAUGCUGCUAUUAACUCUACCUGGAACCCCGACCACGUACUAUGGCGAGGAGAUUGGCAUGGAGAAUGUCAAUGUUUCCGUUAUCCAGGAUCCUUUUGGAAAGUUUGACCCAAGUAAGAGUCGGGAUCCCCAGAGGACACCAAUGCAGUGGAACAGAGGCCUCAAUGCCGGUUUUAGUGACAGCAAGAACGGUACCUGGUUGGACGUAGGUCCAAACUUCACCACCAUCAACGUAGAGGUUCAGCAGAACGACCCUGCCUCAGUGCUGGAACAGUAUCGCACUCUGGCUCUGCUCAGAGAAAAGGAGGUUGCGCUGAGUCGAGGCUGGCUCUGCUAUAUCUUGGCAGAUGAUAAUGUGUUUGCCUUUUUGCGCGAGCUGGAUGGACUAAAUCAAGCUUUUCUGGUACUCCUGAACUUUGGCAAAGAUACAGAAACAAACCUCUCUGCAGUUAGCGAGCUGCCAGAUCAGCUCACUGUUCACUUCAGUACACAUCCUGGGACUGUGAGCAGCUUCUCCAAAUCCAAAAUCAGGACCUCAAAGGGCCAGGGACUGCUGCUGAAAUACUCCAGUAAUAAGCGCUUUCACCUCAACCACGAGUCUGAGUGCUACAUCUCUGAGAAAGCCUGCUUCCUAAGUGCCCUUAAUAUUUUGUACAAGUGCUAAGAAUGUGAAUGUGAAAUGAAUAAAAUCAUGAAGCUGCAUCGCCCAGCA